Tetrahymena thermophila SB210 is the source of this 696-nucleotide messenger RNA. RefSeq lists its product as hypothetical. The transcript is spliced from 3 exons. The record is from RefSeq and is a predicted model, not a curated record. NCBI's taxonomy places the organism in Eukaryota, Ciliophora, Oligohymenophorea, Hymenostomatida, Tetrahymenidae.
AUGAUUAGUGAUUGUUACAGAGAUUUUAAUUAAUAUUUUUCAAACAAGUCCUAAUAAUCUGAUAAAUCCUCACCAAUUUGUAUUAUUUUACUCCAGAUAUUAAUUAAAGGCAAAGCAAAGACUCUAAUUUCAUUCAAAAAUGUUUAGCAUGAGCUUAUUAAUUAAUAAAUUAUUAUUGUAUCAUUAAUAAUCAAAAUUGUUGAAUUUUUUUGUAAGAAAAUAAGGAUAAAUUUAUCUUAUUUCAAUAAAAUUUUUUAUUAAAAUAUUUUCUAAGUUAAAAAUUUUUUAAGGCUUGAGCUUUCCUCGAGAAGUUAUUUCUUUUGGGAAUUUUAUAUUUAAAAAUUUUAAAGAUUCCUAUACCAAAUAAACAAAUAGCAAGCAAUCAUUGAUAUGAUAAUAAAUAAUUUAGAAGCCAAAUACAUCUAGAUAAGAAACGGAAGACUUUCAGAUAUCUCAAUCAAUAAUAAAGCAGUGAAUUUUACUUAGAAUGAUCAAAUUAGAAAAAGGAAAUUAUUAAUUAAAGCAAUGACACCAAACUAUUUAUAUAAAGAAGAUAUGAAAUAUAAUUAUUCCGAAUGUAUUUUAUAUUCCAUUUAUACUUGUAAGCUAUAAAUAAAUUUAGAAUAUAUCUAGAAUAAAAUUAUAGUUUUUUUUAUACAUUAUUUUUAAUUAAAUUAUGAAGAAAUAUUUAGUUGA